Molecule: messenger RNA, 321 nt
Organism: Soboliphyme baturini
Lineage: Eukaryota; Metazoa; Nematoda; Enoplea; Dioctophymatida; Soboliphymatidae
Source: the annotation of a GenBank genome assembly
AUGUUGACAAUUCAUUUUGCGGCGACAAUUGAAUUUCGGCUUUCUCGAAGGCGCAAAAAACGCCCUCUGGCGCGACACGUCAGCGUUUCUUACGGUAAUUUGCUAUCAAUGGGCGAUGAUGAAAUUUCCGAUCACGAUGGCGCCGCGGCCACCGUCUCUGCUUCACCGUUUGAUGCUGGACGUACGUUGGCAAUCGCUCAGGGUCUAGAGUUCGGGUCCGUUUCCGUUGACGCCUUCCAUCGAAGGUCGGCGCCAGGACCACCACCUCGACAACGCAACGAAUCGAUAAACCCCAGCCAAUCGCCAUUUGUUCUUAUUUAA